This is a messenger RNA of Galeopterus variegatus (Sunda flying lemur), 3082 nucleotides long. It is a transcript of the gene CS, whose product is annotated as citrate synthase. The transcript is spliced from 11 exons. The record is from RefSeq and is a predicted model, not a curated record. The coding region runs from base 160 to 1560 and encodes 466 amino acids. Gene Ontology annotation, biological process: tricarboxylic acid cycle; carbohydrate metabolic process; citrate metabolic process. NCBI's taxonomy places the organism in Eukaryota, Metazoa, Chordata, Mammalia, Dermoptera, Cynocephalidae. Gene Ontology annotation, cellular component: mitochondrial matrix.
UGGGCGCUGCCGCUGGUUCGCCUAUCCCUUUCCUCAGCCGCCUCCUUUCAACCUUGUAAGCCUGUCGGCGCGGCCUCUGCUGCAGCGGCGGCGGCUCCCGUUCCCGCCGCAGCUCUGUCCCCUUUCUCCCUUCCCACCAGUUCCCGGAGUUCGCCCGCCAUGGCUUUACUCACUGCGGCCGCCCGGCUCUUGGGAACUAAGAAUGCAUCCUGUCUUGUUCUUGCUGCCCGGCAUGCCAGUGCUUCCUCCAUGAAUUUGAAAGACAUAUUGGCUGACCUGAUACCUAAGGAGCAGGCCAGAAUUAAGGCCUUUAGGCAGCAACAUGGCAAGACGGUUGUGGGCCAAAUUACUGUGGACAUGAUGUAUGGUGGCAUGAGAGGCAUGAAGGGAUUGGUAUAUGAAACAUCAGUUCUUGAUCCUGAUGAGGGCAUCCGUUUCCGAGGCCAUAGUAUCCCUGAAUGCCAGAAAUUGCUCCCCAAGGCUAAGGGUGGAGAAGAACCCCUGCCUGAGGGCUUAUUUUGGCUGCUGGUAACCGGACAGAUCCCAACAGAAGAACAGGUAUCAUGGCUUUCAAAAGAGUGGGCGAAAAGGGCAGCUCUGCCUUCUCACGUGGUCACCAUGCUGGACAACUUUCCCACUAAUCUACACCCCAUGUCUCAACUCAGUGCAGCCAUUACAGCCCUCAACAGUGAAAGUAUCUUUGCCCGAGCAUAUGCAGAGGGUAUCAACCGAACCAAGUACUGGGAGUUGAUUUAUGAAGACUGUAUGGAUCUGAUUGCAAAGCUGCCUUGUGUUGCAGCAAAGAUCUACCGGAAUCUCUACCGAGAGGGCAGCAGUAUUGGAGCCAUUGACUCUAAGCUGGACUGGUCCCACAAUUUCACCAACAUGUUAGGCUAUGCUGAUGCUCAGUUCACUGAGCUCAUGCGCUUAUACCUCACCAUUCACAGUGACCAUGAGGGUGGCAACGUCAGUGCCCAUACCAGCCACUUGGUGGGCAGUGCCCUUUCAGACCCUUACCUAUCCUUUGCAGCAGCCAUGAAUGGGCUAGCAGGGCCUCUACAUGGACUGGCAAAUCAGGAAGUGCUUGUUUGGCUAACACAACUACAAAAGGAAGUUGGCAAAGAUGUGUCAGAUGAGAAGUUACGAGACUACAUCUGGAACACACUCAACUCAGGACGGGUUGUCCCAGGCUAUGGCCAUGCAGUACUAAGGAAGACUGAUCCACGAUAUACCUGUCAGCGAGAGUUUGCUCUGAAACACCUGCCUAAUGACCCCAUGUUUAAGCUAGUUGCUCAACUGUACAAGAUUGUACCCAAUAUCCUCUUAGAGCAGGGCAAGGCCAAGAAUCCUUGGCCCAAUGUAGAUGCUCACAGUGGGGUGCUGCUCCAGUACUAUGGCAUGACGGAGAUGAAUUACUACACAGUCCUGUUUGGGGUGUCACGGGCACUAGGUGUACUCGCACAGCUCAUCUGGAGUCGAGCCUUAGGCUUCCCUCUAGAGAGGCCCAAGUCCAUGAGCACGGAUGGUCUGAUGAAGUUUGUGGAUUCUAAGUCAGGGUAAAACUGAAGACUGGGGGAAACAAUACCAGAAAGUGAGGAAGCUUAAAAAAUGUAUACUUUUGUUUUGUUUCAGGGGGCCUUUAAAGAUUUAAUAUUAAAUUGUAUCUGAGGCACUGAUAAUACAUUUGAGGUUAAAAUAUAAAUUAAGACUUCGAAAGAUGAAAAUAUAAACUAAGACCCCUUCUUCCCUAACCAGCUCCCUUCUCCUGCCUGGUAUGAGUUGCCCAUCAACUGUAGGAUGACCAGGACUAAUGCAUGUGGUUUGGGUUAGGUUUGGCCCCCCCACCGUCUCUAGAGUGAGAAUCUGGCUCCUCUUUCCCUGGGUCAAAGGUGGUUGCAGAGAAUCUGCAGUCACUUUGGAGCUUUUGCUCCUACUCUGCCCAGCCCUCAAUAUGCCAGCAAACCAGGACUCUGCCCCUUCUGUUUCCAUAGGAAUCAUGUUGGAUUGUCAGCACUAGGGCCCUCUCCCAUACACAUGAACAUCUCCUAGCAAAACCAGUUGGUUAGCUGGACAUGCUUUGGCAAUUGUGGGGGAGGGGUAUGGCUGGCCAGUACAGGGAGGCGAUUUUUUUUAAAUGCUGCCAAGUGACCAUAAAGGCAUGACAUUUGUUAUGACUGGCACCCAGUGUUUGAUUUUAUUUCUCUUUUUAAAGUUAUCCCAUUAAAAUUAAGGUCUGGGAGUGUUCUGUUUCCCACUACUUUAAUACUCACCUCCUUCCAGACCUUCUAUACCUGCUGCUCCUCAAUCUGAGGAUGCUCUGGACCUUCCCGUCCCAGUUCCAACAGAGCCCUCUUUUAGCAGGUCUGUCUGAACUGUGGUGUUUCCCAGUCAUUUGGCUUUAUCAGUGCUUAAUGUGAACUAAGCUUUUUAUUUCCAUAGAACACAAGCCAUUACCCUCUGACCUCCCCACCCCUUUUUAAUAUUCUGUGGGGCCUAAAACAGGAACUCAGGAAUGACCAGCAUGGUAUCUUCAUGGUCUGGACCCAGGGGUACCUCUCUUUGAACAGGGAAAUAAUUCAAGAUUAUUGAACACAGUCUCCUUUGAAUAUCAGGUCCUGGGGCUGAGGGCAUUAAAAAUAGUAAGCCUCCCUCCUUAUCCCCUGCCACAAGAAAAUGUACCCUUAUUUAACAUCCAUUUUCUGCCCCUUCCCCAAGAGCUCACAGUAUGGUGAUUGUUUUAGAAGCCCUAUUUGGGGCUGGCUGGUUAGCUCAGUUGGUUAAAGCGUGGUAUUUUAAUACCAAGGUUAAGGGUUCGGAUCUCCAUACCAGCCAGCCCAAAAAAAAAAAAAAAAAAAAAUAGAAGCCCCAUUUGCACAGUUUCUUUGAUGACUCAGAAUGCUCUACUGCCUUUUCUUUGAGAAAGGAUUGAGAUACACUCCUGCUGCACCCCCUGCCUGUGUUUGUGUGGCUCCCUAGUCUCCAGAACCAGCUGUUGAGAUGGACACAUUGUUAAACCCUUGGUCAUGAUGCAGACUUCAGGUUGUUCUGUAUAAAAUGAAAAAUAAAUGUUUUUAUUAACAAU